Lachancea fermentati is the source of this 870-nucleotide messenger RNA. The record is from the annotation of a GenBank genome assembly. NCBI's taxonomy places the organism in Eukaryota, Fungi, Ascomycota, Saccharomycetes, Saccharomycetales, Saccharomycetaceae.
AUGCGAGACGGAGCAACUGCGCACUUGUUGUGGUUGUUGGCCGGGCAGCGGCGACGACAAGAACGGACCCGGCAUGUUGGCGGGCUUGCGGGGCCUGCGGGCUUUCCGAGGGCGCGCGCGGCGCGCGGCCGAGGGCACGCAGCGCUCACGUGCCUUUCACGUGCCUGCUCCCGUUUCUUUUUUCCCGCCUGCCCCCUCUCCGCCGCUCUCCGCCGCUCUUCCCCGCUCGAAGCCCGCUCUCCGCCGCGCACGCUGCCCCGUCGCCGGGUAACCGCGCCGAUUCCCAUGCAGUCAGCUCUUGCGGCCUGGCCUGGCCCGGCCGCCAUGCCACACGUUGGUCGAGCCAGAGUUCGACACUUACGUAGCGUCCAUUGCAGCACGCCCCACUGCAUCUUACAUUUCUGUUCUGCAUGGCCUACGCAGUCGCGAAUGGUACCCGCCGUGCUGACUGCACCAACUCCGACGUAUGAUUGCACAUCGCAAGAACGUCAACAGACGUCAUGCCUAAAUACGGUCGAUGGCCGUCAAAACAACCACAGAACCAUCAAUGGUAAUCAGCCGUUCCCGGGAAAGAUUACCACACGCCAGCUGCGGAAACGCAUCUGGCCGAAGUGCGAAAAGCGGUUGGGCUCGGGGUUUACCGGCCCAGUCAGCCGCGCGCGCAGCGAGGGCCUGCUUCUAGAACACUUAUUCGAGGCGCGAAGGAUCACGUCUGCGUAUAUUUUUGGGGUGGCGGAAGAUGCAGCUCGUGCAUGCAUAACACAGGCACGAGCUGCAGGCAUGCAUGCGUGCCUGAAUGGGCGCUGCAAAGCACACGCCAGCUGUUUGCAGGAGUCUCAGAUGGGUAGCUUUGAAAAGAUGCUGCCCUAG